AUUUUGAAACCUUUGCUCCUCACAGUGAAAGUAGAAAUGAAAGGUGCUGGGACAGUGUUAAGCAUUAUUUGGCUGACUGUUCCAUUAUUUGACUGACUGUUGAGAUUCAGUACUUCAGGAUUAUAAGCGAGGAAAUGGACAAUGCUGUAAGUCAGCAGGUCAUCAGUGUCUGGGUACGAGACCCGCGGAUACGAAAGAAUGACUUUUGGCAUGCCUACAUAGACUAUGAAAUUUGUUUACAUACCGACAGUGUGUGCUUCACCAAGAAGAUCUCAAGUGUGAGGAGGAGAUACAGUGAGUUUGUAUGGCUCAGACAGAAGCUACAAGAAAAUUCAUUGCUAAUGGUACAGCUACCAGAUCUGCCUCCAAAGAACCCCUUCUUCAGCCUGAACAACGCCCAGCAGAUCACUGAGCGGAUGAAAGGCCUCCAGAAGUUUUUGGAACAGAUCCUCCAGAACCCUCUGCUGUUGUCCGACAGUUGCCUGCAUCUUUUCCUGCAGUCACAGCUCAGCGUGUCCAAAAUGCAGGCCUGUGCUGCUGGGAGGACCUGUUACUCUGUUGCCCAGGCGGUCCAGCGCUGUGGCCUGAGGCGAUUUCACUCCGAAGAGGAUCUGCAGAAGGACCUCAGCAUGUCCUGUGACUCCGACUCAGACAGCUCAGAGUGUAGAGAUCCAGAGCCUGGGAUUAAAGAUUUGGCAAUAAACAACGCAGGAAGCACAGCUUCGCUUGAUCUCAUGGGAACCAGCCAGGAGGAAACACUCAGCUGCUCAUUUGGUUCUACCUGAAAACAUCCGUCAUAUCACUGACCGGAAUAUUUGGACCUGACAGGAAGGAAUUUAUCUGUUACUCUUGUCAUACAGCACAAUGCAUUAUUUCACUCAUGAAAAGACACAGUACAUAGUAACAGAAGUGUGCCUUUGUGUAUCUUUAAAGUAUUUUUUAAACAUUAUGUUCUGGUUGUAAAGCCGCAAAGUUGUAGCAGAAAUAUGCCUGAAGAUGGCAGUGUUGUUACAUCCAUCUGUUUGUAUAUUCAAUUCAGAAACAUAUGCUGUACUGUCCAUAUGCACUUCAUAAACAAGCUUAACAGAA
This is a messenger RNA of Scatophagus argus, 1089 nucleotides long. It is a transcript of the gene snx10b, whose product is annotated as sorting nexin 10b. The transcript has 6 exons. Gene Ontology annotation, molecular function: phosphatidylinositol binding. The record is from RefSeq and is a predicted model, not a curated record. Gene Ontology annotation, biological process: intracellular protein transport. Lineage: Eukaryota; Metazoa; Chordata; Actinopteri; Scatophagidae. Bases 135 to 785 code for a protein of 216 amino acids.